CCGCAUACAUAGCAAAAACGAAGUACAGUGCAUCGCUAUAAUUCAUUAAUACAUCAUAAAUCGUCAAGCACGGGGGUUAUAACGACCACGAGCCACAAAUCAAGCCCUCCAAAAUAACCCAAAUGAGCUCUUACUUUGUAAACUCGUUCUCAGGGCGCUACCCAAAUGGCCCCGACUAUCAGUUACUAAAUUAUGGGACCGGCAGUUCCAUGAACGGUUCUUACAGAGAUUCAAGCACCAUGCAUUCCAGCUCUUAUGGCUACAACUACAAUGGGAUGGACCUUAGCAUCAACCGCUCAGCCUCCUCCAGUCACUUUGGGGCUGUGGCCGAGGGCUCCCGCGGUUUCCCUUCUCCAGCUCAGGAGAGGUUUAGACAGGCGUCCAGCUGCUCCUUAUCUUCUCCCGACUCCCUGCCCUGCUCCAACAGCGACAGCCACGGAGGCAAACCCGCCCCGUCCCCCUCCGAGCAAGCUCCUGCUGCCGCCAGCACCACAAAUUUCACAGAACUAGACGAGACCAGCGCGUCCUCGGGAGCCGACGAGGGCACUCCAAUAAGCGGCAGCAUCCCCCGAGCGCAGGCAGAGCCCAUCGCCACCUCGGCGGCCGCGACAGAAGGGCAGGCACCUCAGAUAUUCCCUUGGAUGAGGAAACUUCACAUUAGCCAUGACAUGACAGGACCAGACGGGAAGAGGGCGAGGACAGCGUACACUCGCUACCAGACCCUGGAGUUGGAAAAGGAAUUCCACUUCAAUAGAUAUCUCACCCGCAGGAGGAGAAUAGAGAUCGCUCACGCUCUCUGCCUCUCCGAGCGCCAGAUCAAAAUCUGGUUCCAGAACCGGCGGAUGAAGUGGAAGAAGGAUAAUAAACUGAAAAGUAUGAGCUUGGCCUCGGCGGGAAGCGCCUUUCAGCCCUAAAAUCCGGCAGGAAUAAAGAGGAAAAUAAUAAUAAUAAUAAUAAUAAUAAUAUAAUAAUAAUAAUUAAAAAAAAAAAAAAGGGGGAAAUUAAAAAUAUAUAAAUAAAGAAGAUGGAGAAGAAGAGGAAGAGGAGGAGGAGGAAGAGGAGGAAAAAAUAAAAGGAUGUAAAAAAAAACCACACGACGGGAAAAAAAAAAGCAAAAAAAAAAAGCGAAUAAUGAAAUAAAUAAAGAAAUAAAGGAAUGAAAUAAAGGAAUGAAAUGAAGGAAUGAAAUCAAGGAAUGAAAUAAAGGAAUGAAAUGAAGGAAUGAAAUGAAGGAAUGAAAUAAAGGAAUGAAAUAAAGGAAUGAAAUGAAGGAAUGAAAUGAAGGAAUGAAAUAAAGGAAUGACAUAAAGGAAUGAAAUAAAAGAAUGAAAUAAAAGAAUGAAAUAAAUAAAGGAAUGAAAUAAAUAAAAAAAAUGGAAUAAAUAAUAAAGAAAUGGAAUAAAUAAUAAAGAAAUGGCAGCAGAUUUUUAGUUUCCGAGUACUGUACAGUGAGGCACCUUCUUUUUUGGCAUGUGGUUGAUUUUAUCCUUAAAAAAAAAUCCCCCCCAGCUCCUGCCGGUUACCCCAGGACUGAGCUCGUGUCGUGUUCUCUGUUGUUUAUUUUUUUGUUUGUUUGUUUUAAAGAAAAAAAAAAAAAAAAGAAAUUAAUUAAAUUUUAUUUCCAGAUGCUC
Messenger RNA from Poecile atricapillus (Black-capped chickadee), 1631 nucleotides. It is a transcript of the gene HOXB5, whose product is annotated as homeobox B5. The record is from RefSeq and is a predicted model, not a curated record. Gene Ontology annotation, cellular component: nucleus. The transcript has 2 exons. Lineage: Eukaryota; Metazoa; Chordata; Aves; Passeriformes; Paridae. Gene Ontology annotation, biological process: regulation of transcription by RNA polymerase II; anterior/posterior pattern specification. Bases 123 to 914 code for a protein of 263 amino acids. Gene Ontology annotation, molecular function: RNA polymerase II cis-regulatory region sequence-specific DNA binding; DNA-binding transcription factor activity, RNA polymerase II-specific.